UAAUAGAUUUUUUAAAUAUACGAAUUAGAUAUAAGAGAUUAAUUUAUUCUUACCUUAAUCCGUGCAUCUUAAAAUUUCAUCAAAUAUAUUUUGUAAAUGUUUACUUAAGAUUAAAUGAUCAAAAUAUAUACAUAUGUUUAUAUAAUCUCAAUACUUUUCAUAAUGUUAAAAGAGCAAGUAAUUGCGUCUAUCACGUGUUAUGUUUGGCUAUUCGUAUCCAUGGGAAUCUUUUACCAAUACAUGGUAGAUUAUUAAGAUAAAUCAGUAGACAUGCGCCCUUUAAUAUAUUGUUUCAAUAUUUAUGAUAUAUAUUUGAAAAAAAUGAUCCAUUUUCUUCUUCAAUAGAUUUUAAUUCAAUAUUCAUAUGUUAAAUAACUGUAGUAAUAAUUGUAGUUGACCUAUGUAUAUAGAAACAUUGUUUUCUUUAAAUGUUAUGUUUAUUUUCCUUCUUAGUUGAUCAGUUACGAAUCAACCUUCAGAACUUUAAUUAACAACACUUACAACAAAUAUUAUUGAAAAUUACGUUGUAAUGAGGAUUCGUCUCUUCUUUCGAAAAGUUUUCUUUUAAAUAUUACUUUUAAUUGACAAUGGAAGCAGAAACGCCUGUUUCUUAUAAUAGAUUUAAAUUAAGACCAACGAAUAGACAAUUGUGGCCCAAAAAUAAAAGAGACGAAAAAUUGUUCAAAGAUUUGGUUGACUGUGUUAAUAUAAUAUUAGAUCCAUGGGAUAAAAUAGAUUCACCGCAGUUCAUAGAUUUCUUUGAUCUACCUGAAAUAUCUGAUGAAUUUUUUGAAACAAAAAAGGACGACAAACCAUUGAAGCAUAAUCCUGAAGCUCAGAAACUUCCUCGAACGAGUGAUUGUAAUAAUCGCAAUAAAUUAAUUAAGUAAUUAUUACUUUUGUUCAUUUUUAUCU
Polistes dominula (European paper wasp) is the source of this 915-nucleotide messenger RNA. RefSeq lists its product as uncharacterized. The record is from RefSeq and is a predicted model, not a curated record. Lineage: Eukaryota; Metazoa; Arthropoda; Insecta; Hymenoptera; Vespidae.